Messenger RNA from Suillus fuscotomentosus, 8181 nucleotides. RefSeq lists its product as uncharacterized. The transcript is spliced from 31 exons. Gene Ontology annotation, molecular function: cysteine-type peptidase activity. The coding region runs from base 1 to 8181 and encodes 2726 amino acids. Lineage: Eukaryota; Fungi; Basidiomycota; Agaricomycetes; Boletales; Suillaceae. The record is from RefSeq and is a predicted model, not a curated record. Gene Ontology annotation, biological process: proteolysis.
AUGUCUUCCUCGAUGCCUCGUCGCACUCGCAAAGCUCAACUUGCAUCUUCUGGCCUAGUCUCUCACUUUGUAAGCCCAAGGAAAGCUCAAGACAAACGGAAAACCCAAACAUAUGUUGAGCUGCCUGGCACAGAGAUGAAGCGCCGCCAACUUUUAGAUGCAAUGGAGCAACUUAUGAAGUCGCAACAUGAGGAACCAUACCUGCAGUUAUCUGUUCAAGCUGCACCACCCGAUACUGUGACUAUGGAACACAUGGAUGCUGACAAUCUUGUUGAAUUCCACUCUGAAGAUGUGGAUGAACAACCAUCUCUGGAGAUCUCAGUAACGUCUGUCAAACGGCAGAUCAUACCAGACCAACCCACUAAUUCACUGUAUAAAAACUGGAUUGCACUCAUACCAACCCUUGUUGAUCCGGUACUCCGGUACUUUGGACAAACACAGGGCAAAGCACUGGAAACUAUACAUCCAGUCAUAUCUGCAUGUGGGGAGCCUUCGUGUACACCGAAACGGACAACAAUGAUGUGUUUAUUUUUCGAUCGCUUUACAUCUAUAGAUGUACUAAGUUGUACCUGCUCGACUCUCCAGCAGGUCCUCGUCCACCAUGGUCUAUUCCCAACCGCGCCUUCACAGCCUCGGAUGGCUGUGUCUGUUGACUUGCUUUCAUUCUACCGCGCGUUGUUUGAGCGCUCAUGUGACGCGAUUAACACACUCGCAUCAGCGCUCAAAAAUCAUUAUUUCCGGCGGGGUUACCAGAUGACUGAUGCCCAGGGUGAAGUUAUACAGGACCCCUUCCACCGAGGCCUUGGCUAUGCCGUCCAAUGGCAUGACAUCCUGCAAGUUGAAGUUGAGUGCCAAGUCGAGAUGGUCAUUCAACAACAUCGUGAUCAUAUAGCAAAGUUUCAAUGCAACGGUGUCCUGCUUGCUUUGCAGGUAUACUCCAUGGUAGAUCCACAGAUGAAGGAGGUGACAUCCAUGUUGCAAUGGACAGUAAUUUCCAUCACCGUCAUCGACGUGCUGCUGGAGACUGUCCAAAUUUCUAUGACCCAACCUAUUUUCUGCCCAAAAGCUUUGUUGACGCAAUUGGGCGCCAUAUCGACACUCAACAAAGCCGCUAUGGAUAGCUUUGACGACACUGGAAUCAUGGCCCUUAUCUGUCGUCAUGACAUCCCAUUAUUUUUUGCCAAUAUAGACUCACCUGGAGAACAGCAGAAGUAUUCAGUAGCUUUACUUCACCACUUCUUUUCAUUUCUUCCGCCUGAAGCUACUGUCGUAGCUCUUUACGAUAUUGGCUGUUAUGACAUUCUUCCCAUAAAUAUCACCUCACGCCUUCGAUUUGCAACCACUGCAAUGCAUGCAUAUGGGCACGAGUGGGCUUGCCAGCUCGUAUAUAAUCCACGAAUAUGUGUGGGUCUUGGCUUAUCCAAUGGCGAAGGGACCGAACACCUUUGGUCUCGCUUAGUUCGACUGAUAGGUGUUGAGCGCACUUCUAGUCACCAACGCCGUUUAUGGCUAAUCGAUCGGCAAGCAGUGGCUAUAGCUUCAGAGAUGCGAAUUGACCUUGGCGACUGGAUCAAACGACGCCUCAGACGGGGCAUCAAGGAACAAGGUUGGGCAGCCCAAGACGCGCUAGAUCGAUGUGGGGUUCCCAUUGAAGAAUUGCAGUCCGAGUGGUUGCAGCAAAGGCAUUCUCAGUUAUCUAUCCGUGCUCAUGCACCCGCCCGCCUCAAGAAGGAGUUGGACACUGUCCUAGCUCUCCAGGCAGAUCUGGACACCUCAGACAAAGCAUUGCAAACCGCCAGGACGAUGUUGGAGAAAGAUAUGGCUUCAGAUGAUACUCUAGAGGCUCUCGAAAGUCUAGAGAGGGGACACGAUCGCCUGAUGAACAAGGUCGAGGCUCUUUACUCUUCAUUGAACAUUCAUGACAGGCUCCCUAAGCUUCAUGGCAUCAAUCUCGAAUUUGUUCACAUCCUUCUAUUGGCACGCGAUCUCAAGAUGAACGUUCGUAAAUGUGCAAUUGCAAGUUUCUUUGAGUGGGAUAAACUUGAUCGAGCAGUAGGUGGCGUCCAGCAAGCAUUAGGCACCAAGCUGCAUCAACAGACACGCAAAGCAAUUUCAAAGUGUCAGCCUGCACUAAUGACCACUAUCAGGAGAUUCAACUCCUACUGCGAGCGGCUUGAUUCGUUGUAUGAUACAUCCUGGGGGAUUCCACUGCCCUCACCCCUUCCCACCAAACUUGUGGAACUACGUUCUGACCCAGGACUGAUGGAGGAUGUAUGGAUUACGCCAUCUCUUGGAGAGGUUCCACGAUGGUUAGACGACACAUCCAUAAGAGAUGGUAUUUGUGCACUGCUGAAGUGUGACCGGUGUCGAGAGGAGCAGGUUCGGCUGGGCAUUGAGGCUGAUAACUUGUGCCACUUCUUUGGAAAUGAGUUGGCAGCGCUUGAACUUGCCCUUCAGUUGCUGAAGAUACAGUUUACUAAUGAAGUCAGCAAGGCAGUGGCCAUUGCGACCACUCUCUCAGGAGGCUCGCCAAACAUGAUGUUUCACUGGAUUAAUGCUAGCACGCUGGUAGUGCCUGAUUCUGAGGGUGGUGAUGAACUCCCUAUCAUUGAUCCUGACCAUUGCCCCCAAGUCAAUUCUGAAAAAGCAGCACUUGCCGAUGUCCUGGAGGGUGAGAUGGGGGCAUUGGAGUUAGAUGACGAUGACUCAACAAAUUAUGGGCACAAAGUUAAUGCCAUGAUUUGCUGGAACCUUCCUGAUAAUCUCCUUGUGGAUGACUUCUGUGUCCCAUUGCAAGAGCCAGAUGUCCUUGACCCUGCUAAAAUUUUUGCACGAAUACGACCUUCGCACGAUGGAAUCCCUCGUCUACUGUUUGAGCCGAAAGACAUUGGUAUACUCAGUUCUCCUACUGCACGCCUCAAUGAUAUAUGUAUCAAUAAUUGCGCCAUUCUCUUGUGGUACUCUCAGCUGAACACUUCCGCUACACGGUGCGCGAUGCUCUCCACUCAUGAUCUUCCCCGCAUUCAUUAUAAUGCCCCAGACGAUAUCAUCUGGCGCCACACAUUGUGGAUUCGUUAUUGGGAAAAAGAUAUCUGGGUUCUUCCAAUUCAUCGUCCAUCAGGCAUUGGACACUGGGUGAUGUGCAUCAUCCAGUUGUCGACCAAAGAACUUUACCUUUUUGAUAGCAUGGGUGAUAGGACGCCUUGGCAAAGUGACGUCAAACAUAUAAUAAGAUUGAUUGCUCGGUUCAUUGCAAUUGCGCGUCAACACGGCCAUCAUGUUCAUAUUGAUCUUGAAGGGUGGGUGGCUCGACCGUUAAAUAUCAAACAUCUUCAGAAUAAUGACUUUGAUUGUGGCCUAUGGGUAUUGGCUGCAAUAUUCGCCAUUACAGACGCGCAUUCCUUUACUAUCACUCGCCUCCUUGUGGACAUGGCUGUGAUGACAGAGGACCCAGGAGUUAGUAGUAUCCAAGUCAAUGCCGGAUGGAAGACCCUCGAUGGGAUUCCUUGUAUCAUGGGUGGCCUAACGGCGCUUGUUGCAUCUGUCAGUGGUACCCUGCGUGGGCGUACCCAAACCGAAUUCCCUUGGAAAACCCUGCCCAAGGAGCUAGCUCGGCUCGGAUGUUGCCUCGUCAACUACCCUAAUGAGACUUUGAUGCCCGGCAAGACUCGACCUAUGCUCUCUCGGAGCAAAGGCAUCCAUGAUCUGACCCUUCCUCAUCAUAUCAAUCUUGUCAAUGCGCUCAAGAUGGGCACCCUCACCAUUCGAGCCGUGACAAAUGAUGCUGCUCGCACAUGCCUUACGAUGCGACGUGCAUUUGCUAAUGGUGACAUUGAUUGCAAGGGUCCUCACUGUCUUGCCUCUCCCCCUUCUACACCUCCCACUUCUACACCACCCACUCGUCCUUCUACACCUCCCGCUCAUCCUUCUACACCUCCCGCUCAUCCUUCUUCUACACCUCCCACUCAUCCUUCUACACCUCCCGCUCGUCCUUCUACACGUGCUGCUCGUCCUGCCACAUCACCUACUCCUUCUAGGGCAGUCUCCAAAGUAAUACCACCAUCCACCACUCACACCAUAUCACGCCUGCCACCCUGGCCAGCCUCUAGAGUGGCCUCCAAAGCAAUAACACCGUCCAUCGCUCACACCACGGAUCUCAUCCCACCAAUCGCUGCUGUCGAGCAGUCUGCAUCUUCUUCUGAAUAUGUUGAUGAUGAGACUCUAGAUGAGGAGUCAGAUGCUACUUCACUGGUUCUGAACAACACGAUCAAACCCAUUUCAACGGAACCGCCAGCUCAAAUAUUUGAUUGCAAACCUGUCGAACUCAUGAGAGCCUCACUAGAGCCUCACUCGCACCCUCAUGAACCUGUCGGCCUUGGUUACCUAUCUGAACAAAUUUCAAUGUCUUACUCCACAUCAGCUCAAAUCAGCCUCAUAAGUAUCAGAGCGCUGCUCUUUUUUGUUCGUGCCCCUUCCAAUUUCCUAUCUGAUUCACUCUGCAAUAUCUUGCGCAAAUAUUGUACAAACAUGACCCAAAACAUCCCAGAUGACCUGUUGUCUCCUCACCCGAGCUACAUGGGUCUAUCCCCCGAUACCUUCGAUUACAUGCAAGAGCAGUUCGGCGGCGGCCAUCGAUGCACAAUGCCCCCUGUUGAGCUGACUCCCUCGCGACUCAGGAGUAAGCUCAAAGCUACAGCACAGGACGUCGGCCUUGUCAAAGGUGCAUCUAGCCGCCGCCAGGCCUAUCAAAACCGCACUAUGGGAACUCAAGAUCCCAUAUCUGCGCUCCCUGGUGCACCAGACCUACCUCAUGUGGUGCCAGGUGGCACUUUAACAAGCGAAAUGUCAUUGCCAAUGGUCCACACAGCUAGUAGUUGCCAUGCCUCACCAUUUCCUGCCCCAGCGGCCCCUGCACAGCUCCAGGAUGUUUUUUUUGGUUCCAUGGACCAGCAACGCGCAUGGAUAGACUCUAACUCUGACGCUUUUAGCAUGAUGGGGUCUGAGUCUUUUUUAGCUGGAGGAUCGCAAAAUCACCUCACCGCACAGGGCAUGGAGCGCCUAGCACCUCCACCAAGUUACACUUUUCCUGUGAGCCAAUACCCUUCUGGCUUUACGGAGGAUUUUUCUGGCAAAGCCUCACCGUUCAUCCUUCAGCCAGUUCCAUCGUCGUCAUUGUCUCAUGAUCAUCUGCUUCCCCUCCCAACCACAAAUGUCAUUCCACCAAUGCCAUUCAAGGAUGGUGGCAGCCAGACCAACACCACCACCUCGACAAAUACUAUUGGUACUUUGCUGAGCGGUUCCAGUUCACAGAUGGACUUAGAAGGCUAUCCUUCUGCCUCUCAUGAACACUUUCCCGAGGAGCACAAGCCGGUGACCCAUCAAGAAGGACUUAUGGUUACUGGAUGCAGGUCUGCAGAGUUGAAUGCAGCACUAGAAGCCAGGUUUGCUGCAGUAGAGCGGUGCUUUCUCGAACUAUCUGCAUCCACCACACUCCCUACUUCUCAAUUAAUCAACUUGUUCCUGAAGAGUCGUGGACGCACCGUAAACGGCACUAAUUAUUGGAACCUAUAUGCCAACUACUUCAAAGAGCAUGUCCAGACGGAGCUUGCGUGCAUCGGCAGAGAAGCUCCCACUGGAGGUGGCACGCCUAGUGCAACCGUGCGGACUCAAUGUUACGAUAAAUUCAAAGAGGUUUAUUCUGAUUCUUACCAAGAUAUCCUGCUAAUGCACGAGGAGGCAUCACUCCUCGGAUCUUCGCCUCAAACGAUAGCCCAGCGUGGACAGGGGUUCCAAAAACAUUAUCGAAGAGUGAUACAAAUACUCGAGUCUGCCGCUGUUAAAUUUGGCUUUGAAGCGGCUGUCGUUCUCUGCGGCAAAGUGGUCAACGAGGAUGGCUCCCUUGGCCACUCGUAUAAUACACCAGGCGCUGUAGGGAUACAGUUCUGGGAGACACAAUGUCGCGCGAGCGAUGAUGCCAUUGUCAGGCAUCUCAAGGCGCACGUGUAUAAUAGUACAUCUUUGACUGUGGUGGAUGAUGCCUUCAACAAUGGCACCCACAAUGACCCUUCAACCCCAAACUCGACUCUGAACCAUGAUCAUGACCAAUCUCAGGCUCCCAAGGGAUGGGAUGACGGUUUGAAAUGGAUCAAACUUGAACUUAUUAGACAAGUUGCCCAACUGGGGGGCAAGUGCACCUGGGAUAAAAAUUUUCCCUGGAAGGGCAUGUCCAGCGCCCUUGCUGAUGCCAACCUCUGUAUCAGAGGCUAUCCAGCCCAUAAGUGCCUUUUGCCCAGUGAAGCUCACAAUGAAAACUCAAGGAACAAGGGCAUCGGAGCACUGACACAGAAGGAAAUUGCAGCACUCAUAGAUGGGUUGAAGGCAGGAACUAUGCAAGUCAUCAAAGUUUUAACCUCAUAUGUAGUGGCCAUGAUGGCCUCUGAGAGGCCAGUCAUCACUGGCAUAGCGCCACCACCUGAAUGGUCACAUGAUGGCGCUCGACGACUAUUUGCUAAUGGCAAUACUGACUAUCACGGCUCAGCUCGUCUCCAGCCUAGCGGUGCAGCUACGAAAGUCAAGAAAGCCACUGAUAAGGCACCUCAGGCACCUUUUCGACCCUCCAAUGAUGACGACAACAAUGAUUUGGGUGAUGAUCGCCCGGCAGUACCUGCAGCUCCCAAGUUCCGAAAACCUACCAUACGAUUAGACCUACCUGCACCACUGCCCUUGCGCCCGUUCAAAGUUGUUGUACCGCCAAACCCACGCCAAGUCAAAACUGUUCGAAAGCCAGAAUCAGCUGCAGCAGAGAGCGAGGUUAUCGAACUGACUUCAACCGAGGAGAAGGCUGUUGAAGAGUCGGAUACUGAGUAUGAAGAAGCGCGUGGGAAAAAGAGGAAACUAAAGGCCACAAACACAUUGCAUGCAUUGAAGAAGCUAGCUUCAUCCGAGGAGAAGACUGAUGCUUCAAAAGCGGGGAAGAAAGGGACACGGGCUCAGACGAAACCACGCAAAGUACCUCCCAUGCCGACCUCAACAAUCUCUCCAACAAAGGGUGGUCCUCUGUCCCCAUUGACAGUGGGGUCAUCGAGUGUGGUGGCAUCACCGGAACCUGGAAUCAAACCGCGCCCAAUUGCCAAGGCAUCCAAAGGCAAAAUGAAGCGUGUUCUUCGCAUGGCCUACAGCCAGUCGGAUGAAUCUGAAGUUGACGAGGGUAAGAUUGACGAGGGUAAGAUUGAUGAGGUCAAGAAGAUAGAUGUUGUGGUUACCGAGAGUGCCGGUGCCAUCUCCCCUGGCUUAGUCAAUGUCUCUGCAGAAUCUUUACAGGAAGGCUUGACUGAGGUAAUGCAUGAUGACAGGCCAGCAGGAACCCAGCAGGAACCGCCUCAGAUCACCAAACCCAUUGAGGAUCCUCACAAUGCCGCUCGCGACUCUCGUGACCCCCACGACCCUCCACAUGACCUACACCAACAAGACCUUCGCAAGGGUAACCCUCCAUGCCACCCACAGGAACCUCAUUGGGAGGUCACUCCUGACCCUUGCAACGACCCUUGCAAUGACCCUCACGAGGGUGGCCCUCUUCGCAACUCCCACGAGCCUCGUCAUGACCCUCGCAAUGCCUUUCAUGACACUCAUCAACCUUUUCGCAGUCAUUCCCGUGAGCCAUGGUACAUGCAUGAUGCCAUGCACCGCCAUGAAGUUCAUCUGCAUGAUGAAAGUCCUAUCAUUGAGCAUGAUGCUCUCCACUCCCAUGAUGUCUUCUACCACCGUGACUCUCACAAUCACUGCUAUGCCAGUUUGCAACCUCGCGACUAUUAUGGACCCAGUGAGCCUCGCACUGACAGCGAGUUCACCACACGGGAUACAUCCCCAGCCUUAGAGUCCCAUUAUGCUCACAGUGAGCGUGAACGUGCAUACCCAAGCCAAUACAGCCCAGUGCUCAGUCCUGACUAUGCUCAUGAAAGUCGAUAUGCUCGAUGCAAUGGCCUUGACGAGCGCCAGGCAUUUGGUGGAGGAGCAUACUGUGACAGUGGGUACCCUCAAGGUAGAGCUCAUAACCAGGAUUCUAGAUGGAUGGACAAUGUCCGUAAUGUUGCAUCUUCAUCUUUGGACUACAUUCGUCACGACACUGUCCCGCGAGCAUUUACUCGAGACCCCACCAACCCUCUGCAUCCUCCUUCAUCAUAA